This is a messenger RNA of Eutrema salsugineum, 1422 nucleotides long. RefSeq names its product hexose-6-phosphate:phosphate antiporter. Gene Ontology annotation, molecular function: transmembrane transporter activity. Gene Ontology annotation, cellular component: membrane. NCBI's taxonomy places the organism in Eukaryota, Viridiplantae, Streptophyta, Magnoliopsida, Brassicales, Brassicaceae. The record is from RefSeq and is a predicted model, not a curated record. Gene Ontology annotation, biological process: transmembrane transport.
AUGAAAAUGAAAACAGGGACCAUUUAUGGAAUCUCUAUUUCGCUCAUUAUCAUUAACUUGGCCACAAUGAUGCAACGAGCAGACGAAAAACUCAUUCCUUCAACUGCCAAAGAAUUGAAAGAAGCAUUCGAUGCGAACCUCUCUAGUAUUGGACUCCUCUCGUUUAUAAGAAAUAUUGUUCAAGGAGCUGCCUCGCCUUUAGCCGGUUUAUUGGCCAUCAGCUAUGACCGCCCCACGGUUUUUGCGGUCGGUAGCUUCUUUUGGGUCAUAUCAACUAUUGCAACUGGAGUCAGCCGCUACUUCAUCCAGGUAACCUUUGGCGCAGCAGCCAAUGGGUUUGGACAUGCAAUUGUUUAUCCGGUGCUUCAGUCGAUAAUCGCGGAUAGCUUUAAGGAUAGUGCAAGAGGUUUUGGUUUUGGUUUAUGGAAUCUCAUUGGUACGGUUGGAGGUAUAGGUGGAACCGUCGUGCCUACGGUCAUGGCUGGUCAUGUUUUUGACGGAGUCUCGGGCUGGCGCUGCGCCUAUCUACUGAGUGCAACGGUAAGUACGAUGAUCGGGUUUCUUGUUUUUUUCUUUGUCACUGACCCGAGAGAGAAGAAGAAAACUAGUAGCUCCAAUGUUCUUGACCAUGAACGAGAUGAAAACAAUGCAACAAUGGAGAGUUGAAGCUCGAAUUGGAUGGAAUCGUGGGUGGCCAUAAAUGAUGUAGCCAAAUUACGAACAUUUCAAAUCAUCAUAUUGCAGGGAAUUAUAGGUUCGGUGCCAUGGAAUGCAAUGGUUUUCUGGACAAUGUGGUUCGAACUCAUUGGUUUUAGUCAUAAUCAGGCGGCGCUUCUGAACGGAAUAUUCACCACGGGACAAUCAAUAGGAUCUUUAAUCGGAGGAAUAAUUGCAGACAAAAUGUCACAUCUCUUUCCAAACUCAGGCAUAUUGAUUUGCGCACAAUUCAGCGUUUUCAUGGGAGCUAUAUUCUCCAUUAUUCUUCUACAAAUAAUCCCACAGUCUACUAACAGUUACUACAUCUACUUGCUAACUCUUUUCCUAAUGGGUCUCACCAUAACUUGGUGUGGACCAGCCAUUAACUCUCCAAUCUUAGCUGAGAUUGUUCCUCCUACACAUCGAACCAUGGUCUACGCCUUUGACCGUGCACUCGAAGUGUCUUUUUCGUCGUUCGGUGCUCCUUUGGUUGGGAUCAUGUCGGAGAAAGUUUUCGGGUUUGGCACAAAAGGAAUUGAUAAUAUUAAAGACUCUGGUCGUGAGGCCAAGGCGUUGUCCAAGGGGAUCAUGUUGAUGAUGGCCGUCCCGUUUGGAUUGUGUGGUCUUUGUUACACACCGUUACAUUUUAUUUUCCGGAAUGAUAGGAAAACCAAUAAAACUCCAACUUCUAGAGAAGAAGUAGAGAUGCGCAAUGAGAGUCAUUAA